AUGGCACAGACGCCUCGCAAACAGCCUGCGAAGAAGACAGUGGUCGCGAAGAAGGCGGUCGUGCAGAAAAAGGUCGCGGGAAAGACGCUCGGAGGUGGGGCUGGAAAGGGUCCCAGGAAGAGCACUGGCGGCAAGACGAGGCACGGCCAACCCGCCGCCCAACCCGUUCAACGCAAACCCCGACGCUUCCGACCGGGCACUCGCGCGCUGCAAGAGAUCCGGCAUUACCAGAAGGGCACGGAUCUCUUGUUGCGGCGACUUCCUUUCGCGCGGUUGGUACGAGAGAUUGCCAUGGAGUUCUUGGCGGACGACGAGGAGGGUAACGCGCCUGGGUUGAGGUGGCAGAGUUCGGCGCUGUUGGCGCUGCAAGAGGCGACAGAAGCCUACCUCAUCCACCUCUUCGAAGACUCCAACCUGUGCGCCCUGCACGCCAAACGCGUCACAAUCAUGCAGCGCGACAUGCAACUCGUCCGCCGUAUCCGUGGCGACUUUAUGUGA
Messenger RNA from Rhodotorula toruloides NP11, 498 nucleotides. Its product is annotated as histone H3-like centromeric protein A. Gene Ontology annotation, molecular function: protein heterodimerization activity; structural constituent of chromatin; DNA binding. The record is from RefSeq and is a predicted model, not a curated record. NCBI's taxonomy places the organism in Eukaryota, Fungi, Basidiomycota, Microbotryomycetes, Sporidiobolales, Sporidiobolaceae. Gene Ontology annotation, cellular component: nucleosome. Bases 1 to 498 code for a protein of 165 amino acids. The transcript has 4 exons.